GCACACACACUCUCUCUCUUCUUUUCCAAACCCUAAUCCUCUCUAUCUCUCUUCAAACUCUCCCUCUUUUUCUCUGUGCUCCUCCAUCGAUGCUCUUCCUUCCUCCUCAGAUUGAGUUCGUCUCAAUUUAAAUCCCAAUUAUUGACCGACAACAAGCUCACCACCGCCCACGAGUUCAAGAUUUGUUCACUUCAACCCGCAAUUUCACUAAUCCAAAGAUAGAUCGCAUUCCCAAAAACAAUAUUUCUUUGUUUGAUUUCACUAAUUUUAACACUUUUUUUAUUUUUUUAUUUUUUUUUAUAGUUUUAACGGCAUCAUCAAAUCUAGGAUUCAUGAUCAGAUCCGGUAGUCGCACCUACUACUAGAAAUAUGACUUCUUGCGUCUAUUUUUUUGUGACUGAUUAUUUAAUCGUCUCAAAAAAUCACUUUUUACAUUGAAAACAUCACAAAAGCAUUUAACCCAAUCGUGUUCUUGACUUAAAAAAAAAUCAUGUAGAACUUGACCUAUCUCCCCUUUCACUCUUAUUUCCCAAAUCUGUCUCCAACGGUGGUGUAUGAGCUCUCUCUCUCACUCUCUCUCAAAAUCUCUCUCUCGCUCGACACUCUUUGCGCUUGAAUCUCACUGUCCACUUUCCACUCUCUCUCGCUCGACUUUCGCGUGAUGAAGAUUUGAAGAUUUUGAUUGAUUGUUGAUGAAGAUUUGAAUAUUUCGAUCUAUUGUUGAUGAAGUUUUCGAUCGAUUCAUAAUCGGUAAGCUACUUUCUAUGGGCUAUGUCGGAAUUCACAGCUCCGAAUUCAGAGAUUUUCUUUUGAAGCCAGAGCUUCUGCGGGCUAUUGUGGACUCUGGAUUUGAGCAUCCAUCUGAAAAGCUUCUUGGAUGUCAUAUGUCAAGCGAAAUCUGGGAUGGGGAAAACUGCUGUUUUUGUUCUGUCAACAUUGCAGCAAAUUGAGCCUGUUGCAGAUCUGCCAUGAGUUUGAGAGCUUCAGCACUUAUUUGCCAGAUAUCAAGGUUGCUGUUUUCUAUGGCGGUGUCAAUAUCAAAAUUCACAAGGACCUACUGAAGAAUGAAUGCCCUCACAUUGAUGUUGGAACACUUGGAAGAAUACUGGCACUUGCUAGAGAAAAGGAUCUUUCUCUGAGGAAUAAUAUCGUUGAAUAUCUAGAAAAAUGUAGAGCUUUCUUCCAAUGCUUAAUAAUGAACUCCCUCAUCAGAGGAAUUCAACUCGCAAGCAACAGUUCAGCCAAUUCAGAUUACAAAGAGGCAUUGCUGUCAGAAGUGUUUGUUUUGAGCAGAGCUAUAAGCCAGCCAACAGCAACUGUGCAAUCAGCAAAAGCUCCUACUUGCUACCCAAAGCCUUAAUUUGAGCAUUGCACUAGCACAUCAGUGUGCAGACAAAGCUUUUGCAUUGAGGAUUGGAUUGGCUUGAAGACCUUGGACAGAGCUGGGAGAGUCAAGUACAUCAGUGUGUCCGGAAAUCAUAUCAAAAUGUCCAAAAAUGAUAUGAUAAAGUAUAUUGUCCCUUACUUGAAGAAGGGGUUUGGGCGUCUAAAGAGGGUCGACGAAGUUCAUAAGUUAAGUAAACAAAGGUUGUUGGGGAGAGAGGGAUAAUCCUACAGUAAUGCAAAGCCACACAAAAGCACAAAAUUUAACAUCCGUCACACAUCAGCUGAAUUUAUAAUUGAAGGAUGAGUUUUAGUCAAUGAGUUUUUUUGAGAGCAGCCUGAUUAGAUAUUAAUUUUGUUUAAUCCUCUGUUAUGUAUGGAAUUAUAUUUUUGAGAUUGGAUUAUACUUGAUUUGUAUAGAAUUUUUUUUGGAAAUAUUAAUUUGAUGUUAAAUAUGAUUUUU
This is a messenger RNA of Camellia sinensis, 1846 nucleotides long. Lineage: Eukaryota; Viridiplantae; Streptophyta; Magnoliopsida; Ericales; Theaceae. The record is from RefSeq and is a predicted model, not a curated record.